UGUACCUCGCAUAAAGCGCGAUCGGCCAAACAUAUAUCAUAACGCUCGAAAUUGCCGUCCAGUCAAAAUUAACGCGAAUUGCGUUAAUAUCGAAAUCGAAAUUGCCUCUGUUGAAAAAAAAAAGUAAAUGGAAACAGAACGAUACAGAGAAAAAGUGAAUAAUAGAAAUAUGAAACUAGAGAAUCUAAUCUGUUGGUCUAUACAAAUUUGGCUUCGAAUUUUCGGGAUCUGGCCGGAAUCGUCGUGCAUCAUGUCGCGCAGAUUAUUUUGGAUCAUCGCGCUCAUGAUCGAGCAAAUCUUACAGUAUCGAUACAUCAUGAUAAGUUUCUAUAACGUCGACAUUACCGAGGUGAUAAAUACUUUGAGUGAAACAGUGCCGUACUCAAUAUUAUUAGUUAAACUUGGAACUUUUUGGUGUAAACAGCGAACAUUCAACAAAAUAUUAACAAUGAUGGCGGUGGAUUGGGAAAAGUGUUCCAGCACGGAGCACAGUAUGUUUACGAUGGCGUGUAAAGCGAAGCUAUCGCAGCGGCUCGCUAACUUGACAAUAACGCUUUACUCGGCAGCUGUAAUCUUGCAUAGUAGCGAUGUUCUGGUAUACCGCUUGGACGUCAGCAGAACUUCCAAUGUCACCGCGCGACCGUUCAUUCUCAAGAUGAACGUGCCGUUCGACAGUAAUAAAAGAUUUGUAUACGAGUCAGUCGUGAUCACACAAUUCGUCCAUUUGUACUUGUGUUCCUGCACAAUUGGCGUAAUCAAUAUCCUGCUGAUAAAUUUGAUACUACAUGUAGCUGGUCAAAUUGAUAUUCUUUGCGAGUGGUUGGUGAAAAUUUAUCCGAUGAAAGGAAAACGUCAUCUGGAUCUCGCCGUGAUAAGGAAAGUAGUUAAGAUGCAUCAGAAGAUUAUCACUUUCUCAAAGCACAUCGAAGAACUGUAUUCAGACAUCGUGAUUGCGCUGUUCGUAUCGGACACUCUAGUUAUCUGCUGCUUAGGAUUUGUGAUCGCCGUGUCAAUCGGGACACCUGGUGCUUCGGAAACUAUAAUAAAGACCCUUUUAUUUUAUAUCGUUAUAAAUCUGGAGGCAUUUACAUACUGCUUCGCGGGAGAGUAUCUAAGCGCCAAGAGCAAAACCAUUGGCGACGCCGUGUACGAUUCCCUUUGGUACGAAUCGGAUUCUAAAGACUGUCGGGUGAUAUUGCUGCUGAUAAUGAGAUCGCAGAAUCAAUUGGCCAUCACGAUUGGGAAGGUCAUGGACUUGUCUUUGGAGCGAUUUGCCAGUGUAAGAUCACUCACCUUACGUACAGACACUUCUAAUGCGCUGAUUGUCUCGAUAACUGUUCAAUUAAGAUAUUGUAAAGGCUUCAGCUUCUUACGUGUCGGUUCUGCUCGCGAUGUACUGAAGCGGGACUAG
Molecule: messenger RNA, 1411 nt
Organism: Odontomachus brunneus
Lineage: Eukaryota; Metazoa; Arthropoda; Insecta; Hymenoptera; Formicidae
Product: odorant receptor 67c-like
Exons: 6
Coding region: 128-1411 (427 amino acids)
Biological process (GO): sensory perception of smell; detection of chemical stimulus involved in sensory perception of smell
Cellular component (GO): plasma membrane
Molecular function (GO): olfactory receptor activity; odorant binding
Source: RefSeq, a predicted model, not a curated record